This is a messenger RNA of Mycena indigotica, 1545 nucleotides long. RefSeq names its product MFS general substrate transporter. Gene Ontology annotation, biological process: transmembrane transport. The coding region runs from base 1 to 1545 and encodes 514 amino acids. The record is from RefSeq and is a predicted model, not a curated record. Gene Ontology annotation, molecular function: transmembrane transporter activity. Gene Ontology annotation, cellular component: membrane. Lineage: Eukaryota; Fungi; Basidiomycota; Agaricomycetes; Agaricales; Mycenaceae. The transcript has 16 exons.
AUGCCUCCGCCGCACCAGGAUCCGGAGACCUCGUCGACGUUCAAGGAGGAUAGCGACCUCUCACUAGCGUCAGAACCAUUGCGGGCGAUUCAGGACCAAGGGACGCAGAAGCAGUCAUGGCUGGGGUACCUGUGGGACACGGCGGACCUGGGUCCGCAGGAGCGGCGCCUGCUGUUCAAGGUCGACACGUCCUUGCUGAUAUUUGCCUCGGUCUGGGUUACUUCCGUUAAGAAUCUCGACCAGACCAACAUCCAGAGCGCUUUCUUUGCCGGAAUGAAGGAAGACCUAAACAUGUACGGGAAUGAACUGGUCCACGCAACCUCGUUCUGGACAGCGGGAUAUGUCAUCGGGCAAGUCCCGACCAACAUCCUCCUCACUCGUGUCCCGCCACAAUACGUCAUUCCCACCCUGGAGCUACUUUGGGGAGUGAUGACGCUCGCGACUUACUCGGUCAAGUCCGUGAAGUCUUUGUAUGCAUUGCGUUUCCUGGUGGGCCUCUUUGAGUCAGGCUUCUACCCUGGAAUGCACUACAUCCUCGCCUCAUGGUACACUCCGCGCGAGCUCGGGAAGCGGACAACACUUUUCUGGGCGUCGGGCUCUUUGGGCGGGAUGUUUUCUGGGUUUUUGCAGACAGCGGCGUAUAAGAACUUGAAUGGGGUGCAUGGAUUGGCUGGUUGGAGAUGGCUGAUGAUAAUUGACGCGAUCGUAACGCUGCCGAUCGCGUUGUUUGGAUAUGUAUUCCUGCCCAAUUUGCCUUGGUCUUCGAAGCCAUCGUUACUAUUGGACGACCGGGAGGUGGAGCUUGCGCGAGCCCGCAUGCGAGCAAUCGGCCGUACGGAACGCGCGCCCUGGACCCGGGCAAAGUUUCGCCGCAUCUUUACGGGAUGGAAGAUUUACAUCCUCCCCAUGCUGUUUACGAUUGGGUAUAACGCCGGCGCACAGUCGCCGCUGCAGUAUUGGAUGAAGAGCUUCAACAUCAAGCCAUAUCCAGUUCCGGGGCGGCAUUGGACGGUGGAGCAGAUUCAGCUGUACCCCCUACCGACGACAGCGGUCUUCGUCGUGACGGCGCUCGUCUUUGCAUGGCUGAGUGAUGGGCCUCUCAAAGGUGCGCGGUGGCCGUUUGUCCUAUUCGGAGGCGUCUACGGCCUCAUCAUGGACAUCGUCUGGCUCAAAAUGCCGCUCUACACAAAUAUCAACGGUCAUUUUGCCUAUUUCUGGCUUAUCAUGUUGGGGAGUGGCGCGGGGGCCCUCAGCCUGAACUGGGUCAGUGAAAUCUGCGGAGAAGACAACGAAUUGCGCGCGAUUGCGGUUGCGCUGGGAAACGACCUCGCGUAUGUCGUGGCUGCCAUCGCACCGAACUUCAUCUGGAAGACGGUGGACUUUCCGAGAGCGCUGCGGGGAUAUCAUUGGGCGAUUGGCAUGCACUCUCUUUCAUUGUGCUGGGUAUGCCUGAUCAUAUUCCUCGUGCGGCGAGAACGGCUACAGAAGGAGCGACGCAUACGGGAGGCGGAGAAGGGCACGGUGGAAGAACGAGUCUUGGAAUGA